This is a messenger RNA of Geodia barretti, 591 nucleotides long. NCBI's taxonomy places the organism in Eukaryota, Metazoa, Porifera, Demospongiae, Tetractinellida, Geodiidae. The record is from the annotation of a GenBank genome assembly.
AUGGGUGACCUGGUGCAGCGCAUUAGAGUGCUGCAGGGCGUCAAUCGAUAUGAGGGCGGCCGGGUGGACCUGAGUACGGUGCCCUUUGAGUACCUGCAAAACCUGGUCAAUGUGGAAAUCCUGAGGCAAGCAGCUCCGGAGCUCGGUAUUGAUCCCAGCGACGAGGCAAUUGAGAACGAGUUGCGCAGGAGGUAUACACCCACAGUCCCUGAAGGGCAGGAAGUUGACCCAGGUCAGCUUGACCGGGAGUUCCGAAACAAUUACCAGACAUUCCUCACGGCGACCGGGUUGACCGACUCGGAAUUCCGGGUGAUCGUCGAGGAGGAAAUCACGGAAUUUGGGCUGUUCCUGUUGAUGGGCCAAGAGAUUGAGAGCCCGCAGACUCAUGUGGAAGUCCGUUGGAUUAGACUGUCUAUUGAUCCGAGCGAAUCCGGUUCCAGCGGCCUGUUGCCAGACCAGGUGGCACAGCGAUUGGAGGUGGAGCCCUUCGAGACGGAGCCCGUGAGGUUAAUCGUUCCGCCGGAUACUCCGAUCCCUCCGGCUACGUUGGCUGGGUGCCCGAGGGCGCUUUCCCCAACCUGGACCGCCUGA